Thunnus maccoyii (southern bluefin tuna) is the source of this 1898-nucleotide messenger RNA. RefSeq names its product guanine nucleotide-binding protein subunit alpha-14-like. Bases 435 to 1502 code for a protein of 355 amino acids. Gene Ontology annotation, cellular component: heterotrimeric G-protein complex. Gene Ontology annotation, molecular function: G protein-coupled receptor binding; G-protein beta/gamma-subunit complex binding; GTPase activity. The record is from RefSeq and is a predicted model, not a curated record. The transcript has 8 exons. NCBI's taxonomy places the organism in Eukaryota, Metazoa, Chordata, Actinopteri, Scombriformes, Scombridae. Gene Ontology annotation, biological process: action potential; phospholipase C-activating dopamine receptor signaling pathway; adenylate cyclase-modulating G protein-coupled receptor signaling pathway.
ACUGAAGCAGGAUGCCUCACUUCCCUUCUCACUGAAACUUAUCAGUGGAGGAUGUUUCACGUCCAGUAAAACAUUAUUGCCGUAUAGAAAGUUGGCUACUCUCAGCUGGGAACAAUGUUACCAGCGCCAGUUCCUAAUAUGAUUCCUAUACUUUUGGACAUUUUUCUUUGCAGCUUUCUGUGAUAAAGGCCUAGCAGCACUCCCACUCCUCCAUUCACACUGCUGCUCAUUAUUCACUAUCGUUUAUGAUAGGCAGCACAGUCUGCUGCUGGCUGUGGAUGUCGACUUCCCAUUUCAUGUCUUUAUAUUUGCAACUGGUGCCACGCCCUUCUGAGCCGACUGGAUAAAGUUCAACAAGUGUCCUCCAGUUUCAGAUCAACCACACCACCUUGUCAAAGAGCCUUCAACAUUUCCACCUAGCAGAGGGAGCUUGAAUGAUGGCUGGAUGUUGUGUGUCGGCGGAGGAGAAAGAGAACCAGAGGAUCAACGAGGAGAUCGAGAAGCAGCUGAGGAGAGACAAGAAGGACUCUCGCAGGGAACUGAAGCUGCUGCUGUUAGGCACUGGAGAGAGUGGAAAGAGCACCUUUAUCAAACAGAUGAGGAUUAUCCACGGAGGAGGAUACUCAGAGGAGGACAGGAGGAGCUAUGCCAAACUGGUCUACCAGAACAUCUACACGUCCAUGCAGACCAUGAUCCGAGCCAUGGAGGCACUCAAGAUAACUUUCUCUGGAUCCCAGAACCAGGGGCUUGCAAACUUAGUCCUGGAGGUGGAGGUGGAUAAAGUGGAGGUAUUAGAUCAAACCCAUUUAGCGGCCAUCAGGAGUCUGUGGAAUGAUGGGGGAAUACAGGAGUGCUACGAUCGACGCAGGGAGUACCAGCUGUCCGACUCCACCAAAUACUAUCUCACUGACCUGGAUCGAAUUGCACAACCCUCUUAUAUACCCGACCUUCAGGACAUCCUCAGAGUCCGAGUACCAACCACAGGUAUCAUCGAAUACCCCUUUGACAUGGAGAAUGUCGUCUUCAGGAUGGUGGAUGUGGGGGGUCAAAGGUCAGAGCGGAGGAAGUGGAUCCACUGCUUCGAGAACGUCACCUCGAUAAUCUUCCUGGUGGCGCUCAGCGAGUACGACCAGGUCCUGGCCGAGUGCGACAAUGAGAAUCGGAUGGAGGAGAGCAAGGCGUUGUUCAAAACCAUCAUCACCUACUCCUGGUUCCAGCGCUCCUCUGUCAUCCUCUUCCUCAACAAGACUGACAUCCUUAAGGAGAAGAUCAUGUACUCCCACAUAGCAGACUACUUUCCUGAAUUCACAGGACCUCGGCAGGAUGCUCGAGCAGCUCAAGAAUUCAUCCUGAAAAUGUACCAAGAUCAAAAUCCAGACAAGGACAAGACACUGUACCCUCACUUCACCUGCGCCACAGACACGGAAAACAUCCGCUUCGUCUUCGUGGCCGUCAAAGACACCAUCCUCAGACACAACCUGAAAGAGUUCAAUCUAGUGUGAAGAGGUGGAGCGGGACAGGAGAGGCGACAAAGGGAUGCGAGAGAGUGGAAGGAAGACGUGAGGACAGCCAAGAUGGGAGAAAUCAAUCAAACAAAACUUUCUCUUGGCUGUCUAAACAAAGAACAUUUAGAAUUUUUAUAGUUUCUCCCAGUUUACACAACCGCUGAAAAGAUUCUUGGGUUACUUAAUACAAAAGUUCAGAUAUUUAUAUUUUUUCAUCUUUUGUGCCUGUAAAAAUACACCCAAAGAAUAUGAACAUGUAACAGACGUACUGUUCCUGUUGAUUGCUGUUUCUGAAAAUCUUUGUAGAAUUUGUAGUGUCCAUUUUAGGCUUUGUAGAGAUGUACUGUAAGAAAACAGUUUGUAGUAGAAGUGAGAAUGUGAAAAUUAGUAAAA